Molecule: messenger RNA, 3824 nt
Organism: Carcharodon carcharias (great white shark)
Lineage: Eukaryota; Metazoa; Chordata; Chondrichthyes; Lamniformes; Lamnidae
Exons: 7
Coding region: 209-1822 (537 amino acids)
Source: RefSeq, a predicted model, not a curated record
GUUCCGCAGCCUGAUCCCUCCUGAGGUUGCUGCUGAGUGUGUGUGUGCAUCUGCCUUCGGCUCACUGACAGAGACAGCUGGAACCCUGCGUGCAUGUGCCUGACUCUCUGCAUUCCUGAAAGAUUGACUUUGACCAUUUCUUAAAGUGCGGGGUUUCUGCUCUUGCCCCCUCCUUGGGGACCCCGUGUGUUGCCUCGCGAUCCCGGUCAUGAACUGGCGCUGGGAAUGGCUGCUGUCCGUGGCGGUUCUCGUCGAGCUGUUGGGGGCCGAGGGGUCGCAGUUCAAAGCUGCCCGCCUGCAUCGCUGGUCCACAGCCAGCCUGGGCUACCUCAAAUCCAGCCUGUGUCAUCGGGUCUCCUUUCUGUCAGACUCUGAGUGCAAGCGACUGGCGGAGAUCCCGCAGACAGCCGUGGCGGUCUAUGCAGCAGAGCCCCGGGCGGGGGAGAAGCUGCUGACCAUCCUACCAGACUCUGGCCUCAGCUUGGGAUCUCCCCAUGACGCGGUCAUCACCCUGGACCCCAGCCCGGAGCUCAGCUUUGGCCACCCGGUCACCGUCUUCUACGUCGACUUCAAUGUGAACGAGCGGCGAUGUGGAAUCCGGGAGGGACUGUAUUUAGGUAACUACGAGUGCAUGACCCUGGCCCUGAAGAGCCGCUGUGAGAACCUGUUGAAGAGGAGGACCAGCCGUAAUGAGCGACACAAUGCCAAAGAUCGAGCAAAGAACAGGCUAAAGGCCCAGGCUGCCAGGAGCAGUCUGAAGAGAGAGGUCCGCAACGCCGGGAGUCAGUCCCGGAGAGAGGAGCGGCUUGUGGGACUGUGUGAGAUACAUUUCAUACCCCUGGUGGUAGGCCAGAAGGAUGUGCACAAAGAGCAGAGACUCCGCUGUGUAGAACAGAAGGGUUUUGCCGCCUGUCCUCGGCCUCUGAGCAUCACCAGCCCCAAUCCUGCCGCCGCCGACUGUGAGUUAAACAAAAACACACGCCGGUGUCAUCGGCAACAAUUGUCUUCACAGAAAUCCUGUCGCAUGUACCAGACAUGUGACCACGGAGUGCUGCUCUCCGGAGGGUGGAAGGAGCACCUCACAUACCAGCGGCACGUGUACAAUGUGUUACACUUUUACCGAAUGCUGCGGAGGAAUGGAUUCCGGACAGAGAACAUCAAAACGUUCUUUGCAGGAGAUGGACAGAUCCCAGUGGAUGAGGAGACUGAGGACAUCUACCCGGCCACAGAGAAGGUGAUGAUCCGCAGCUACAUCUCCUAUAUCUGUCGUGCUGUCAACUGCGCUGAUUCUCUGGUUCUGUAUCUUAACAGCCCCACAAGAAAUGAUGGGACCAUGUUGCUCUGGGACGUUAAUAAAAAUGGAAUUGCUGAUCAAAAGGAGAAGUAUACGGUGGGGGAGUUGCUGAUGGAUCUGGAAGGGUGCAAUGCAAGAAGGGUGCUAAUAUUCGUUGAUCAAAGUUACCCUGGGACUCUGGUGAAGAAACUGCUUUCUUCCAAGAAGCAUCCAAAUGUCAUCUUGAUCAGCAACAGCAGGGGGUCAGAGUUCACCUGGGCCUCCUGCUUCACUGAAUUUUGGGCAGAGCUUCAACCUGAUCAGUGUCUCAUCGAUUACCUCUUCAAGCAUGUUGCGUGGACUGCCCCCUCGACUCUUGGAGUAGUUGAGUCCACUUCUGGGCUCCUGAACAGCACCAUCUAUGGAGGACCCUGCUAUAACAACCCACCUCUGACUCCAGAAGAAGUGAAGCGGGAGUACAUGGGCUGUCAAAAUCUCCCCACUGCAGUGUGGUACCAGACAAUCCAGCAGAAGGAUCUCCUGCACUAACUACUCCAGCUCAUUUCAACAGACUUUUCUCUCAAUGGGACUGGGAACUUAUCAAAGUGCAGAUAUAAACCUUAAUAUCAACUUUUGCAAGAUUUUAACUCUGUUCUUGUUUUAACUACUUCCACUGGGAAGUAACCGCUGUCAGAGAUCAGAUUUACUUUAAAUGGAUUGACCAGCACUAGGCCUUGCUGUACAGAAGGAUGGUUAUUGAGGCCUCUUGCCCAUUCCCAACUUCCUUUGCUCCACUGCUGGCAGCCAUGCCUUCAAUUAUCUGCACCCUAAACUCUGGAAUUCCUUCUCUUAACCUCUCCACCUCUCUCUCCUCCUUUAAAACACGCCUUAAAACAUAACCCUUUAACCAAGCUUUUGGUCACCUGACCUAAUCUCUCAUUCUUUGGCUUUGUGCCCAUUUGUUUGCCUGAUUAUGCUCCAGUGAAAUGCCUGGCUAAGAACAAGACAUAGCUUUACAACUUACAUUUAUGCAAUGUUCAGCUUCAAAGAAGAAAAUCACACUAAGUUCCCCUGAUGAUAUCACUGCUAAGGCAGCACCCAGUGUUAGAACAAGGUCUCCAGUGCAGCGCUGAGUUAGCUGAUUGCAUGAGUAAAGAUGCUACACUUGGCCUCAGUGAGGGAGGGCAAAAACCGGUCAGGGAUCUUGACUGCUACCCAGCAUCUUCCACUGCAUACUGCACUGAGUGAGGGCAGAAUCAGCCUUAACUGUGAUGGCCUCUGCCAUUACUGUCUGUCGAGGUUUACACUCAGGCUCACCCAGUCACCAUAACAAAAACUUUUGAGAUCAGGGGGAAAAUACUGGGCAAGACGUAAAUAAGAGCCCUCUGGUCGACAUACAUUGACUUUCAUGAUAUCAGGAUGUCCUAAUGUGUUUCACAGCCAAUAAGAUGAUUUUUUGAAGUGUAGUUGCUGUUGCAAUAUUGAUCUGAGCGAUUCUAAAAUUAACUUGGUCUGAAAGAAAAUGCAAGCCAGAGCCUGGUGGGUCAUAGCCUUACUAUCACAUGCCCCCUCUUCUCCCACUGCCAGAUGUGUGGAUCUGCUCACUGCUGCCUGUUCCAUUGGAGAGUGACCACUCACUGCCUUUUGUGAUCAGCGUUCGAAGGGAUACGGAUUAAGUGAGAUUAUCCUGAUUGAUCCAGCAAUGAGUUAAGAAAGGAAAACUGACCAUGAUUCCCACUGUUGAAUCCUGGCUAACUUUUAUCCCUCAAAUAACACCUCAAAACAUUACCUCAUUACUAUUUGUAGAGUCUCCCGUGUGCAAAUUAGCGGCCAUAUUUCCUACAUUAGAACAGUGAAUACACUUCAAAAGUACUUCAUUGGCUGCAAAACCUUCUAAAAUAUUCUGAGGUUGUGAAAGGCGCUAUAUUUGUAGCUAUUGAUUAAAAACUCUUCAAACAUCUAGUAGCUGUGGGCACCUCUCCCAUCCACGAGCAACGUGUGCACUGACCUACUGCAUUCAACAGGUACGGUCAACUUCAAAGGCUAAAAUUCAGCAGUCCAUCCUUGCGGCUAUUGAGCUGCACUGGGAGGGAGUAUGAGUUGUAGAGUUUGGAUUACAGCGUCGGAACUUGGUCUCUGCCCCCCACCCCUCCCCGUGUGUUCCUUUUGUGGGUCACUGAAUUUACCUCUCAAUCCUGAGAAUUCAUGCUGAGGUGGUCCAGCCACACCCAGAAUACUGUGUACAGCUCUGGUCACUAAUGUUAUAACUGGGUGACCCAGGGCUUAGAGAUGGUGUAGAGGAACGUAACAAGAUUGACCCUUGGCGUUACAAAAAUGAUUUGUUAACAGGAUAAUGAAAGCAAAUCACGAUCAAUCCUUCCUGAUCCACCUUGGCACGAGGGCAUACUUCAGGGAAAAAAGGAAACCUCAUUCCAGCCUUAGUCCAAACAUGGACAAAAGAGCUGAACUCCAGAAAUGAGGUGAGAGUUACUGCCCUUGACAUUAAGGCUGCAUUUGAUAGAGCGUGACAUCAAGGAGCCCAAGCAAAACU